CUAUUGUGGUCACGUGACACGUGCCGGCCAACAACGUGCUUUGGCGCGUGGUUCUGCUCGUGCGCUCGCGGGCGCGUUCGGCUUUUGGAAUGAACGCAACGAACGCAGUAGGCCGACUGCGACUGUAUGCCAGGUUAGCCCAGGCCACCCAGGCCGGCACUCGACGUCAACUCAGUGAUACACGGGUAUUUUCCUCGGACAACGCGCCCGGUUCGAGCGAUGGGCUGAGUAACACGGCUGACCCCACGGAGUCGAGCGCCGCUUCUCUUGCAGGUAUCAUGGAUCCUGCGAGCGUCCUGGCUGCUUUGGAUCCCCUUCUCAUGAAACACUGCGGAACGGGGCAUUGUGCGGCGAGUUGCAAGGUUUCUAGGGAUGGCCAGGAGCUCUGGAGAGCUCGAGUCUCUGUGCCGUGGCCCAAGGAAAUGGCCUUCGAAGCCGAGGCGUCAUCCAAGAAAGGGUCGCUGUUGUUGGCGAGUGCCCAAAUGUGCUCUGCCCUGCAGGAGCUGGGGAUCUUAGAUUCCAAGAUCUUGAAACAAGAGCCACCACACGAAGCGGCAGGUGAACCCUGUCCUGCCAGACCUAAACCCUACGUUGUCACACAGCCCUGUAGUCCAGGCCAAGCGUGUGCUUUAACUCCUUCAACAACAUUUGCUGACCAGCUGUCCAGCACACACGCGCAGAUGGCGAGAAGAAACCUCACGACUCCUAGCCAGAGACUGAAGUCAUGGACCGAGAAGAGAGAACUGAGCCGAGCCAAGUCGAUAGUGCACAACAUUUACGCCUACGUCUGCAAGCUGAAAGAAGACAGAAGCCUGAUGGCAUCUUACAACUCAAAUGUGGAACAGGGCAAGGUUUCUCUCUGGACAUCGACGGUCACCGUGAAGUGGCCAUGCGAGCUGGCGUUCAAGGGCAGUGCCCGGAACAAGGCUGAGGCAGAGGCAUUGGCCGCUGCAGCUCUCGUGCAGUACCUCGUUGAGAAAGGACACGUUGACAAAGAUCUAAGCCCGAAGACCAUUUCGGACCAGGAGGUCCGGCGCCAGAAGAGGCAGCGAUUUGCCCCAGUACCCGUGGUGCUGCCAGAAACCUUCAUUCCCGACAUGCAGGAGAUACUCGCGGAAUUCGAGACUGUUGUAGCCAAUGCCCCACACCUCCCUGACGACGAAAUCGAAGAGCAGGCAGCUGGCGGUGACAUGGUGCCUGACAAUGCGGGCUCUGGAGAAAAAAUUGUGCACGACAUCAUGACAGGACAUCUGCUCAGGCCAUCGAGUCAGGCCUGUGGCCGGAGAGACCUUACGCUCAUGGCCAAGCUCGAAAAGUCUUGGAACUACUUGUACCAUCGAGCAAGACGGGAGCUUCCGAUAUUUUCACGCAGGGAGGACAUUAUGAAUGCCAUCCACCGCGAACGCGUGGUGGUGAUCUGUGGCGAGACUGGAUCUGGGAAGACCACACAGGUUCCCCAGUUCAUCUUUGAGGACUACAUUCGUGGAGGGCAAGGCUCGAGGUGCAAUAUUGUGGUCACCCAGCCAAGGAGGAUUGCAACAAUCUCCAUGGCAAAGCGGGUGGCUCUAGAACGGGAUGAAGAGCUGACUGACACUAUAGGCUUCCAAGUGCGCCUCAAGAAGCAGCUCCUGGCGAGUCGUGGAGGCAUUCUUUUCUGCACUGUGGGCAUCCUGCUGCGGCACUUACAGCAGAACGUCAGACUUCAAGGAGUGUCACACGUCAUCGUUGACGAGGUUCACGAACGUGACGUCUGCACUGACUUCCUGCUUGUGCUCCUUCGGGAGGUGCUUUCCAUAAACCAUGAACUGAAGGUUAUUCUGAUGAGUGCAACUAUCGACACAGAGAAGUUUUCAGAGUACUUUGACAACGCGCCCAUCAUCAAGAUUGCGGGCAAGACACAUCCUGUGACGCAGUUCUUUCUAGAAGACCUGGUGUCAGAAGAAAUCGUGACUGCAGAAGCAUUACAGAAGUACGGUUCUGACCCGAUCCGGUUGGUUCCCGAUGUUCUGACAUACAUCAUGGAGAUGAAGCCACCCGGAGCGAUUCUCUGCUUCCUGCCCGGGUGGAAUGAGAUUAACAAAGUGCGAGGCGAGCUUUGCAAGCGCGCCCCAGCAAAGUUUCAUGACUGGAUUCUUCCACUGCACUCCCGGCUCCGAUAUGAGGACCAGCAAAAGAUCUUCAAGACUCCUCCGGCAGAUGUACGUAAGGUAAUACUGGCCACGAACAUCGCCGAAACAUCCAUCACCGUCAACGAUGUGGUGUAUGUUGUUGACACUGGACUUCAGCGUGAGCAGCGUUUCAACCCAUCCACAGGCGUGAGCCUGCUCGGCACGUUCCCCACCUCGAAGGCCAGUGUGCAGCAGCGAGCAGGUCGUGCAGGUCGUGUGCGACCUGGUGAGUCAUACCAUCUCUACAUGAAAGGACAGCUACAGUCAUGGGAACAAUGUAAGCGGCCCGAAAUCCAGACGACUGACCUGACAAGAGUCGUUUUGGAUUGUAAGCUGUUCUGUCCAACCAUGUCAGUCGAGGAUGUGCUGUCUUUUGCGUUGGACCCACCAGCUCCAGAAAUGAUUGCGAAGGCCAUCAAGGACCUUCAGGUCAUGGGCCUGAUGGAUGCAAAUGCGGAGCUUACAGACCUGGGACACCACGUUGUCCAUUUCGCAACUGCACCCCAGUUGGCCAAGGCAACCAUCAUUGGGGCGUUGCUCGGGUGCCUGGACAGCGUGGUGUCGAUUGUUACUCUCCUGUCCGAGUCUUCUAACCUUUUUGCCACCAGAAAUGCAGAUGGAGCCCGUGGCAGCAGCCAGAAGAUGAAACUCUGCUAUGACAAGACUGGUACAAGUGAUCACUUCGCAUUGUCACAAAUUUUCUCCCACUGGAACCAGAUGAUGCCGGGGGCGGAGCAGCACUCCUUCUGCCAGCGCAACGAUCUCAACCCCUUCUGCUUAGAGCUCAGCAAAGGCAUGGGUGAAGAGCUUGUUCGCACUCUCCAGCGAGUGCUGGUAAAUAGUGGAGAGACCUCGCCCGAGCAGCCCAUCAAGAGGGAGUGGGGCCUAAACUUCAACAGCCGCCUCCAUCACAGGGAGCUGGCCUUAGCAGCCAUGACCGCCGGGCUCUACCCCAAUGUGCUUCGAGUGCUGCAGGGGAAGAUCAAGAAGAACCAGGUCAUCCGCGAGGGUGUUGAGUUUGCCUGCCUAGACCUGAAGCUGGCUGCAGUCUCGGAGGACUCCCUCCUGCACAGAGUGCCACCUCAGUACGAGCACCCAUGGCUGGCUUACUACAGUGCCUUGCAGCCUUCAGAGUACCAGCCGACGACUGUGUAUGACUGCAGCAUGAUCACGUCCCUCCACCUGCUGCUCUUUGCCGGUCUUGGGGUGCACAUCAUCGAGGACUACGUCUUCGAUGCACAUGCUAAGGCACCAUCGAAAACCGACCGGGGCUGCUUGCUCAUCGACGAGCAACGACUGCUGGCCUUCCGGUGCUCCGAGCGGGAUGCAGACCUCAUCUGGCGCUGGCGCCGGAUGCUGGACUACAUGCUCGACUUGCAUCUGUCCUUGAACCAGUCCGCCGAGUUGUGUUCUGAGGAGGCAUUCCUGCGGCGGGAACUCUGGCCGAGGAUUGUGGACGCCACGUCCAACCUCCUGUCUCGCCAUUCGACAGGGAAGCCAUGACACGGCACCUUCAUGUGUGGAAAUGACAGCAAGGUGGUGCUUCACCUGUCAGUGCAGUCACUGUUGGACCAAGAUUUUGCAUAUUUUUUUUUUUUGCUUUCCUGCUUUCGUUUCUCAUAUUUAAUUCAUUCAUUCAAUUCACCCCACUCCGUUGCAGUGUAUUACCUUAAAAAGAAGGGGGGAGGGUACUGUUUCACCAUGUUUUAGUCACUCCUCAAAAGGUUACAAUUCAUGAAUGAAAUUUUUUUGAAAAGUCGG
Dermacentor albipictus is the source of this 3929-nucleotide messenger RNA. RefSeq names its product ATP-dependent RNA helicase DHX30-like. Gene Ontology annotation, cellular component: nucleus; intracellular anatomical structure. Lineage: Eukaryota; Metazoa; Arthropoda; Arachnida; Ixodida; Ixodidae. The record is from RefSeq and is a predicted model, not a curated record. Gene Ontology annotation, molecular function: helicase activity; RNA binding; ATP binding.